Molecule: messenger RNA, 263 nt
Organism: Cuscuta campestris
Lineage: Eukaryota; Viridiplantae; Streptophyta; Magnoliopsida; Solanales; Convolvulaceae
Source: the annotation of a GenBank genome assembly
AUGAAGGAAAAUGAGAAGAUUGAGGAAAUGUUUGAGAGAUUCUCUAACAUCAUCAAUCCUCUCAAUCUUCUCGGGAAGACAUACACCGACCGAGAGCUCGUGAGAAAGGUGCUGCGAAGCCUAUCCCCCAAAUGGCGUUCAAAGGUGGACGCAAUCGAAGAAGGUCGUGACUUCCAAACAACAACAUAUGAUGCUCUUCGAGGUAAUCUUAUUACCUUCGAAACCACCCAACUCUCAAAGGUGGUUGAAGAGAGGAACAAGAG